AUGCUCAUACAGAGCUACCAGUCCUGUAUCAGGCAUGUCGAAUUCCUGGUGUCCGUAGAAAGCACUGGGAAGCUGAUCACGUUGAACCACUACUUUGCCGACAACCUCAGGAAGCGGCGACUAGACAGAAUCGAGAACAAGCUCAAGAGCCUCAAGAGUUGGGUCACCAAUGACGAUGACAAGGAACCCCUUUUGAGGCUUCGAGAUACCCUUGAUGCAUUUGUCAGCAACGAGGACCAGACUGUGCAAGACAUGCACGAUAUGUUGAGUUCCUACUACAAGGUUGCGCUCAAAAGGUUCACGGACGCCAUCUGCAUUCAAGCAGUUGACCACCAUCUCGUGAGCUCUCCAUCAAGCCCGCUUUGGGUCCUUUCUCCGGAGUACAUCAGCAUGUUGGCCGACGAAGAUCUCCGGAGCAUUGCGGGCGAGCGGCCUGAGACGCGGGAAGCCAGGAGGGUCAUUCAGGAAGAGCUUUCCACUCUCCUUGCUGGGCAGACGGUGCUUCAAAGCUAG
Lasiodiplodia theobromae is the source of this 513-nucleotide messenger RNA. RefSeq names its product putative dynamin. The transcript has a single exon. NCBI's taxonomy places the organism in Eukaryota, Fungi, Ascomycota, Dothideomycetes, Botryosphaeriales, Botryosphaeriaceae. The coding region runs from base 1 to 513 and encodes 170 amino acids. The record is from RefSeq and is a predicted model, not a curated record.